AUGGCUAAGAAAACGAGCUCAGACAGCGGAAAGCCAAAGAAAAAUAAAAAGAAAACCAGUAAAAAAUCUGGUCCAAAUGCUGUAGCAACGAAGCAUAAAGUCCCAGCGGCAAACCCGUUUGAGACAAUCUGGUCCCGGCAAAAAUUCAAUAUUCUUGGUAAAAAGCGCAAGGGUGAACAGCGACGUAUUGGGCUCUCUCGCUCCCUCGCUAUUGAAAAGAGGAAGAAAACAUUGCUGAAGGAAUAUGAACAGAGUGGAAAGUCAUCCGUUUUUGUGGAUAAUCGAAUUGGAGAGCAUAACGAGGAUCUUGGGGAGUUUGAUAAAGGGAUUAUGAGGUCUCAACUUGAAAGAAAGAGCAAAAAAAGCAAGUAUAAUUUAUCUGAUGUUGAAGAAGAGGAACUGGAGAUCCAACAUGGUCUUUUCCCCGAAAAUGACGAUUUUGAAGAUGAAUUGCCAUUUGAUGAGGAUGAGGAUGAUAGUAUACCUGAGAAUGGAGAGAAAUCAGCUAUCCUUGGACGGCUUAAGAGUUCUGCAGGGGAUACUUCUCAGCAAGCAGAUUUAAAUGGAAAUGAGAAUAGGCAGAGAACGAAGAAAGAGGUGAUGGAGGAGAUCAUUUUCAAAAGCAAAUUCUUCAAGGCAGAGAAGGCAAAGGAGAAGGAGGAAAAUGAGCAGUUAGUUGAGCAACUGGACCAUGAUUUUACUUCCUUGGUGCAGUCGGAAUCAUUAAUAGCAUUGACCCAACCAAGCAAAAUUCAUGCUUUGCGAGCAUUGAUUAACAAUCCUACUUCAAAUGCUGAAGCCAAAAAGGAGAUAUCAGUGCAGAAUAAAGCUGCCACUCAACAUGAAAAACCCGAUUUUUAUGACAAACUUGUGAGCGAGAUGGCUCUGGACAUGCGUGCACGCCCAUCAGACCGGACAAAGACGCCUGAAGAGAUUGCUCAAGAAGAGAAAGAGCGCUUGGAGCAACUGGAGGAAGAGCGUCAAAAGAGGAUGGUUGCUGCUGAUGGAUCAAGUGAUGAUGACGAUGAUGGGCCUGAUGAUGAUAAUAAUCAGCUAGAGUCUUCCAAUGUUGAAGAGAUACAAACUAAAGUGGGAUGGAUUGGAAAUGUCUUGAGGGAUGAUGCUGACGAUGACAGACAGGAUGCUGCGUUCACAGAGGAAUCUGAGGAUGAGGAGGAUAGUGAAGAGGAAGAAACUGAUGAGGAUGAUGAAAGUGAUAAAGCUCAUUCUCUGAAAGACUGGGAGCAGAGUGAUGAUGAUGAACUUGGCACUGAUGUGGAGGAUGACGAGGAAGAUAUGGAAAGUGAAGAGAAGAAACAAGGAAACCAGGGGAGUCAGAUGAGAACUGGAAAUGUAGAGAGCGUAAAAGAAAGUUCCAAAUUGCAUACACUUCAGAUCGGAGAACUUCCGUACACAAUUGAGGCUCCUAAAAGCCUGGAAGAAUUCACUUCAUUGCUUGAGAAUCGACCAGAUGAUCAGAUUGUGGAAGCAAUCAGGAGAAUCCGUGCAUUUAAUGCUAUUAAUCUUGCGGCAGAAAAUAAAAGAAAAAUGCAGGUCUUCUAUGGUGUUCUAUUGCAAUAUUUUGCCAUUUUGGCAAAUAAGAAGCUGCUAAACUUCAAGCUGCUGAAUUUACUUGUGAAACCAUUGAUGGAAAUGAGUGCAGAGAUCCCAUACUUUGCUGCCAUAUGUGCUCGUGAAAGAUUACUGAGGAUUCGCACACAAUUUGUCGAGGAUGUGAAAAGCAUAGGGAAAAGUUCUUGGCCUUCCAGGAAAACAAUCUUUCUUCUGCGGCUGUGGUCCAUGAUCUUUCCAUGCUCUGAUUUUCGUCAUCCAGUCAUGACUCCUGCAACACUGUUGAUUUGUGAAUAUUUGACGCGCUGUCAAAUCACAUCUGGUCGGGACAUUCUCAUUGGCUCCUUCUUAUGUUCUUUGAUGCUCUCUAUAGUCAAGCAGUCUCGUAAGUUCUGUCCCGAGGUUUUAACCUUUAUCCGAACUGUGCUUGCCUCAGCUUCUGACAAGACUGACGGAACUCCUGCAGAUCAUCAGUUGAACCAUCUUAUGGAAAUUAAGGUCCUGGAACCUUUACUAUGUAUCAAGAGUCCUGUGAAGGAGAUCAACAGCCUGAACUUUCUUAUGCUGAUGGAGUUGCCAGACAAUUCCCGGCAGUUCAGCUCUGAUGAUUUCAGAGCUGGUGUUCUUGCAGCAAUCACUGAAGCUCUGAAAGGAUUUGUCAACAUUUAUGAGGGUUAUAACUCUUUUCCAGAAAUAUUUUUGCCAAUUUCGAAGCUGUUGAGCAAAUUGGCAGACCAAGAUCACAUGCCAGAAACAUUACAAAUCAGUCUCAGGGAUGUUCUCCAACUCAUUGAAAAGAAAACUGAAGAGCAUCAUACUUUCCGGAAACCACUCCAAAUGCGGAAGAAAAAACCUGUACCUGUGAAGAUGCUUGCUCCAAAAUUUGAGGAGAACUUUGUCAAGGGAAGAGAUUACGAUCCAGAUCGUGAGCGAGCUGAGAGGAAAAAACUGAAAAAACAGGUGAACCGGGAACGUAAAUCGGCUGCUCGGGAGCUUCGUAAAGAUAAUCACUUCUUGUUUGGGGUUAAGGACAAGGAGAAGAGGCUACUGGAGGAAGAAAGAGCAGAGAAGUAUGGGAAAGCAAGGGCAUUCCUUCAAGAGCAAGAGCAUCAAUUUAAAUCUGGUCAACUUGGUAAAGGCAAUAAAAGAAGAAGGAAGUGA
Oldenlandia corymbosa var. corymbosa is the source of this 2733-nucleotide messenger RNA. NCBI's taxonomy places the organism in Eukaryota, Viridiplantae, Streptophyta, Magnoliopsida, Gentianales, Rubiaceae. The record is from the annotation of a GenBank genome assembly.